Molecule: messenger RNA, 900 nt
Organism: Diuraphis noxia (Russian wheat aphid)
Lineage: Eukaryota; Metazoa; Arthropoda; Insecta; Hemiptera; Aphididae
Source: RefSeq, a predicted model, not a curated record
AUGGACUUAAUAAAGUCAGAUUCAGAUAUUAAUUCCUUUACGGGCCUUUCAAAAAUAGGGUAUUUAAAAGAUAUUGCUAAAAUAUCAAAUAUUUUAAUGGCUAAACUGCAGUACAGUAUAAAAUUUUCUUUAAACAUAGAAAUGCGAAUAUGUUUAACUUUGUGUAAGUUGAAGUUAAAUAUGUCCUAUAAAAGUCUUUCAGUGUUAUUUGGAAUAAGUGAUACAUCUUGCAAAAAUUAUUUUAUAGAAACGAUCAAUCUUUUAUUUCUGAUUUUUAAAUCAAUGAUUGUAUGGCCUUCUAAAAGUAAAAUAGAAAAGAAUUUGCCAUCCUGUUUUACAAAUUAUAAAGAAACAAGAGUGAUACUUGAUUGCUUUGAAACAACAAUUGAAAAGCCAAAAUGUUUAAAUUGUAGAAUAAGAACAUAUUCACACUACAAAGACAAUAAUACGAUUAAAAUGAUGGUUGGAAUUUCUCCAGAUGGUUUGAUUACUUUUUUAAGCUCAGUGUAUGGUGGAAGAGCGAGUGAUAAAUUUAUUUUUGUCGACAGUGAAAUUUUGAACAAAUGCACAGAAGGAGGUGCUAUCAUGGUCGAUAAAGGUUUCUUAAUUGAACAGGAAUGUGCUGAUAGUGGUGUAAAGUUAUUUAGACCACCAUUUUUAGGUAAAAAAAAACAGCCGAGUACAAAAGAUGGUAUUGAAAAUGCAGAAAUAGCCAGAGCUCGAGUGCAUAUAGAAAGAGCAAUCCAAAGAAUAAAAAUUUUUAAAAUCUUACAACAAAAAGUACCUUGGUCGUAUUUGCCUAUUAUUGAUAAAAUUACUACUGUAAUCUGUGGGGUGGUUAACAUUUCUAGACCAAUUAUCAGCGAAAGUGGUUUUAAUAUAGGAAGAAAUGAUGAUUAG